Molecule: messenger RNA, 2868 nt
Organism: Closterium sp. NIES-67
Lineage: Eukaryota; Viridiplantae; Streptophyta; Zygnematophyceae; Desmidiales; Closteriaceae
Source: the annotation of a GenBank genome assembly
AAGUUCACCUAGACUCCGUCCUUAAUCCUAACAAGUGGUAUCAGAGCCAUAUUAAGGACAUUGAGAGGAGUCUACAGAAGUUUGAAGACCCUUCUAGACCCACCAUGGCCUGUGGGUGUGCCUAAGUGGUGUUCUAAAGGUUGGAUGUGUCUUCCGCUAAGGGGAAACUCUGCCGAAAUUUCGUGGACGCCGACACUUGUGAAAAUAUCGAGGGAGCUGAGUGUGGACAGCAAAGGGGAGCUGAAAUUCGUCAUUUCUCAAGGAGAAGAUGAAUGAGAGAGGAGGAGAUGCUAAUGGAAGAGGAGCUGUACCUGAGAAGCCAAGUGAGCCGCCGCCAUCAAAAGUUGACGCUUUGGAUGGCUCCAACUAUGAGGAAUGGAGCGGGCGGAUGAGGAGUGCCUUCAAACGCUACAAGCUCCUGAAGAUUGCUGUUGGGGAGGAGAAGAUGCCGGAGGAAGGCGAAGCACGCGAACGGUGGAUUGAGAAAAGCGCGGUGCUUUUCGACCUCAUUCUUCAAUCGGUCAACAAGGAGAUGUUCGAGCACAUCAAGGAUCUUGUGGAAGCGGAUGAUUCGGGUCCAAGGGCGUGGAAACUGCUACGUGAUGUGAUUCAGCCCAACACUCUCCCAAUGGUGAUCAUGCUCGAGAAGGAACUUGCUGCCAUCUCCAUGCGACCAGGGGACGAUGUGAAGCCGGUCCUUGACAAGAUCAAGGACACCUAUGCAAGGAUGGCAGCAGCGGGCAGCAGUGUAUCUCAGCUGCAGCAGUGCACCAAGAUCAUCUCGGUCUGCCGUGCUAAGCUUGGGAAGAAGGUGCUGUGGAGUCUGGAAGAAGAGACCAGCUGCAUCAAGGACCUGUGGCAGCUGCCCAUCAUCCCUUGGAAUGGGAAGACUCCAACAGCAGCAACGGCAGCAGCGGCAAAGGCAACAGCAGGAGGAGAUGCAACUGCACCAACUGAUGGGGUCCUGGAAGCAGUCAAGAAAUUGCAGCAGCAGCAGACACAUGGUGAGGUCGCCCUUGUGAAGAAUAGGGUGCUGGCUACAGUUGGGGAUAAGGAGUGGAUCCCAUAUACCAAGUGGUAUGGGAGUGCUCCAGCUGUGAAUAUGCUGAGGGCAUUUGGGUGCAUGGUAGUGUUUCAUGUGCCUAAGGAGAAAAGAGGGAAGUUGGAGGCUUCUGGAAGAUGGGGUGUGCACUUGGGGAUUGCAAAGGAUCACAAGGGAUGGCUGCUAUGGGACUUGACCACCCAGAAGCUGACAGUGUCAAGGGAUGUGAAGUUUCUUGAGUCCCUGUACUACAAGGAAUGGAAGCAGCAGCAACAGAAGCUUCCAUCUACACCACUCAUUGUGGAGGCAGAUGAGUUGCAGCAGCCUUCAAGGCAGGUGGAGGUUGCAGUGUCUGAGGAGGAGAUGUCUGGGGUGACUGAAGAAGGGGGAGCAGCUGAAGUGGAGCAGCAGCAGCAGCAGCAACAUGAGUCUCCAUCUCGAGUUCCACACCCGCCUGAGCGACCUAGGAGGGAUGUGCGCCCUCCUGUGAGGCUGACCUAUGGGGGAAGAGGCAAGCCAAAUGUGGAGAAGGAUGAAAUCCUCAUGCUCUUGGUGUACGUGGAUGAUAUCCUUCUCUUUUCUGCAUCAACUGCUUUGCUGGACAGCGCAGAGCAGAUGCUGGAGAUGCAGUUCAAGUGUUCCAAGAUGGGUGAGGUGAAGUACUACUUGGGGAUGCAUGUGGAGAGAGAUGUGGAGAAGGGUGUGCUGAGGUUGCACCAGAGGAAGUACUUGGGAUUGAAGUACAGUGGAUUGAGGCAGCGGUUGCAGAGAGGUGCUGCAGAUGUGAAGAGUGGAGAGAUGCUCUUGAGUUGCUAUACUGACGCUAGCUUCAACUCAGUGAAAGCGGAUGGCACCAGCAUUGGGGGUUAUGUGUGCUUGCUAGGAGGUGGUGCUGUGAGCUGGCGCAGCAAGAAGCAGAAUGAGGUGGGAUUGUCCUCAUGUGAGACUGAGUACAUGGCCUUACACCAUGGGGCCAAGGAAGUGGUGUGGCUGAGGCGCUUGUUGGAGGAGUUGGGAGUUGGUCAGGAGGAGCCGACAGUUGUGUUCAAUGACAAUGAGUCUGCAGUGAAGCUCGCCAAGAAUGCUUGUCUGCAUGGGCUGACAAAACACAUAAGGCCUAAGUGGCACUGGGUGAGGAGACUCCUUGAUAAGGAGGUGCGGCUGGAGAUAGUGAAGACCCAUCAACAGGCAGCAGAUAUUUUCACCAAGCGUCUGGCGGAGGCGGAUCAUUGGAAGGGCAUGAAGCUUGCUCGGAUGAGUGUGCAUUGAGUAUGCAUGCUUGAGAUGUUGGUUUUUUUUGAUGAUAGAUCUUGAGAAGAUCUUUCCGACGCAACGAGAAUCGCUUCAAUCGGAGCAAGAACGCGAAAGCUAUGAAGAUUCAAAGUUCAUGAGCUUGCGUUACAAUUGCGGCGGUUACAAAGUGAAGUUGUGGGGUGACUCUAUAUGGAGUUGGGACCUUUGGGGGUGGGGGAAAUUUUUCACUCACUGUAACAGCUGCAAAUUGGUUGGGAACAACCAAGCUAGGUUGGCAAGGGUGGCCAACUUGGAUGGAUUGGUUGGGAAGGGACAAAUGUCAAAGUUGGGGUUCCUAUAGGGAGGGAAUCUUUGAGCUUAUGGGGUUUCCUUGGUUGGGGACUCUCUUGGGACCUUCCCUUUCAUCCCUCUCUUCUAUCCCAACCUUUCUCUUCCUCCUCUAAUUCCUUUCUAGGGGGUGUGUCAAACAUCUGCAUUUGUCAUGUUUGUAUAGACUGUAUAGGGUUACCUCUUAGAGGGUACAACACUUAGGUAUACUUGUGUGUACUCUCACUUUACAAUCAUUCAAUACU